AUGGAAAUCCCACAACCCCUCGAAGCCCCAGGCCCGAUCAGACCGAUAACCUGCGUCGAAAUGCACACAGCAGGCGAACCAACACGAAUCAUUUGGAACGGUAUCCCACCUCUAACAGGUACACUGCUGGAACAACGAGCGCAAGCAAAAGCGCAAUUCGACGAAUUCCGCCGCGUUCUCAUGCUCGAGCCACGCGGCCACUACGACAUGUACGGCGCGAUCUUACGCCCGGAGACCGAGCUCGUCGCCUCCGGAGAAGCCCAUAUGGGCGUUCUGUUCAUGCACAAUGAAGGGUUCUCGACUAUGUGCGGACAUGCGACGAUCGCGCUGGGCCGGUUCCUUGUCGAUGUUGACGAGAAGGUAUUUCCUCGUCGGAGGGAAUUGAAAUAUGAUCCUGUGUCCCGGACGACGACUCUUAAUCUGCAUGUACCCUGUGGGGUCGUUGAGGUUACUGUUCCCACCUUAGGGUCUGGGAAGUCUGAUGCGUCGCGGCCUGUUUCGUUCGUGUCUGUGCCGUCGUUUGCUACCGCGAUCUCCUUGCAGGUUCCUGUUCCUGAGAAAUAUCGCUGGGCUGAGCUUCGUGGUAAGACUGCUGUUACGGCGGACUUUGCUUAUGGGGGUGCGUACUAUUGUAUGGUUAGUGCUGAGGAAUUGGGCUUCCCUAGUGGUCUGGGUGAGGUUAAGUUGCAGGAUAUGGAUCAUGCGACGAAGUUGCUCAAGGAGGCGGUGGUUACAAAUCCAGAUUUGAAAUACCUCACCCAGGAUAUUCGAACUGCCGAGGAGGGGUUCUUGUAUGGGAUUAUGAUCACGGAUACACGACUGGGACAUGUUAGUGCCCCGGAGGGGGACGGCGGCUGCUCGUGCGCAGCUGGAUGCUAG
Molecule: messenger RNA, 879 nt
Organism: Penicillium samsonianum
Lineage: Eukaryota; Fungi; Ascomycota; Eurotiomycetes; Eurotiales; Aspergillaceae
Product: putative proline racemase
Exons: 1
Coding region: 1-879 (292 amino acids)
Molecular function (GO): hydro-lyase activity
Source: RefSeq, a predicted model, not a curated record